Messenger RNA from Onychostruthus taczanowskii (white-rumped snowfinch), 3609 nucleotides. It is a transcript of the gene SCFD2, whose product is annotated as sec1 family domain containing 2. The record is from RefSeq and is a predicted model, not a curated record. NCBI's taxonomy places the organism in Eukaryota, Metazoa, Chordata, Aves, Passeriformes, Passeridae. Gene Ontology annotation, biological process: intracellular protein transport; vesicle-mediated transport. The transcript is spliced from 10 exons. The coding region runs from base 10 to 2043 and encodes 677 amino acids.
GUCACCGCCAUGGCGGUGUCGGAGGUGCUGCGGCAGCUGAGCCGCCGAGCCUGGGAGCCCGCGCUGGCCCGGGCGCACCGCGCCGCCGUCCUCAUGGACGCGCCCUCCGCCGAGGCGCUGCACUGGGCCGGCGGGGCGGGCGAGCUGCUGGCGGCCGGGGCGCUGGCUGUCAGCGCGCUGUCCGCCGAGGCGGCGGUGCCGGCGGGGGCGGCCUGCGUCGUGUUCGUGGUGAGCGGGACGCUGCGGGGCGGCGCGGCGGCCGCGGUGCGCGGCGUGCUGGAGCGGGGCGCCGUGCGGCACUGCGUGCUGCUGUGCGGCGACGAGGCGGAGGGCGGCGGGGCGGCAGAGCUGGAGGAGACCUUGCGGAGGUGGAUGGGCGAGGGCGGCUGCGCCGAGGUGCUGCUGCGGGGCCCGCCGCUCCUGGCGCCCGUCUCGGCGGAGCUCUGCCUGCUGCCCGCCCUGGCAGCGCUCCUCCCGCCGCUGCGCGGCCCCGGCGGCCCCGGCUCCGCAGAGGUCGGGCUGGGUGCGCUGCCUGCUGAGCUGCGGGCGGCGGUGCGGGCCCUGGUGGGUGAGCUCGACUCUCUCUUCACCGCCCUCGGUCUGCGGGAGGAGAGCUUCGCUGUGGGGGCCCUUAGCAGGGUCGUCGCCGCUGAGCUGGCAAGCUACGCGUCAGCCAGAAACAGGAGGAGGACAGCCACCAACAAGGCCUCUGUCAUCUUCGUGGACAGGACGUUGGACCUUGCUGAAUUCAAAACCAUCACCUGUGCCUUGAACACUGUUGCUCAUGAAAAGCUGCUGAGCAGUCUGUUCACUCUCCUCAGAAGUGGAGCAGUUGGUCAUCAUGGCGACAAUCUUGCAGAGAAGAUUUUUUCUGUGCUUCCUAAACUUCCUGGCCACAAGACUGAUGUAAUGGUUAACAUGGUGGAACUUACAGCACUGCAGACUACAGAUGAAACUUGCAGUAUUAUAGCACCUGGCUGCUUAGCACAACCAAAUGAUCCAGCUGCCAAAGCUCUCUGGGAGUCCUUCAUGAACCUCAAACAAAAGGAAGCUGUGAUGGAGGCCAGGAGACACCUUGUGGAGGCUGCAAGCAGAGAAAAUUUACCUAUUAAGAUGAGCAUGGGCAGAGUCACCCCCGAGCAGCUCAGCUCAUACAUUCAGCUUUUCCGAAACAAUCUCAAAGCUUUGGAGAACCACUGUGGUCUUCUACAGCUUGUGCUGGCUACAGUCCAGACUUUGAAACACCCCCAGACUUCCAAAUGGGACAAUUUCCUUGCCUUUGAGAGAUUACUUCUGCAGACUAUUGGCGAGUCAGAAAUGCCCAGUGUUUUGAACCAGUUAUUGCCAAUGAUCAAGUCUUACAACGAAAGGACAAAAGAUGAUUAUGCCUGUGAAGACUUUCUUGUUUUGCUGAUAUACAUCUAUUCUAUGGUUGGAGAAAUCAAAUGUGAAAAAGAGCUCGACACAGCUGAAGAAAAGGUGAAAAGGGCCCUUGUCAAGGCAAUUUGUGAUGAGCCAGAGCUGUCUCCUUUGUUGCAGAAAAUUACAGGCUGUGACUCAUCACUGAACCUGACAUCUCAGAAAGCCACAGAUGCAGUGGACGGCAUCUUCCGGUCCCUCAGGGAUAUUGCCAGAGUCAGAAUGCACAUGAAACAGUUUCAUUCCAUACAUAAUCCAGGCAACAACACCCACCAGGCUUCUUACAAACCUCUGCUGAAACAGGUGGUGGAAGAGGUCUGUAAUCCCGAUCGGCCCGAUCCUGUUGAUAUUGAGCAUAUUUCAUCGGGCCUCACUGAUCUCCUUAAAACUGGAUUCAGCAUGUUCAUGAAGGUGAAUCGCCCUCACCCUGGUGAUCAUCCUCUUCUGAUCAUCUUUAUGGUUGGAGGAGUGUCAGUCUCCGAGGUCAAAAUGGUGAAGGAUUUGGUAGCAACACGCAAACCUGGUACCCAGGUAAUUGUGCUCUCCUCUGUACUCCUGACACCACACAGUGCUGUUGAGUUGUUGUUUGCCUCAGACCAUCUCCAGCCUGACGCUCGUAUCUGAUGGGGGAGGCUGUGGAGAAGAUGAGUGCCUUGCCUGGAAACAUCAAAUCCCUGCUCUGUCACUCUUCUCAAUAGCCCUCCAAAAACUGAUGUGUCAACUGCUGCAAUUCCAGCUCCAGGUGAACCAGCUGGUAUCUGGCUGCAGCUCAUGGGCAGCUCUUCAAAAUGGUCCCGUUGUCCGACCAAACCUCCCCUCCUUGACGAUAGCACUGUGCAGUGCUGCAUCACUCCCAGCCUCACUCAGCAUGGUGAGGGUGGUUGUUUGUAAUAAUUCCCUAGCAAAGGAGCAGCUGAGAGCCAGGUGAUGCAUAAUUUGCAUUCCCCAAGCAGAAUAAUUUCUUCUGAUGGUUUUGCUGGGCUUGCUGGUGGGAAAUGCUGCUGAGGGAGUGAGAGGCUAGCAAAAUCCACCCUCUGUCAUGCAACCUUGCAAAAUGUAUGCCUUAUGUUAACAGCCUCUGCUCUUACUUUGUCCCUCACUCCAGAGAGAUGAUGGAACACAGCCCUGAUUUAGCUGGCACAGCAGCUCCCAGCCUGGCGAUGCUCUUUCAGCAGGACUGGUAGAGGCAGGGAAGCAGAGCCAGAUUCAAGGGCUGGGUUACAUGGCUGCUUCCCUCUCAGCUUUCCAUUUCCUGCUCUAGUUUCUCCACCCACAGUCCCAGAAGAAAAGACAGUUUCUGAUGGCACACAUCUCUGUAGAUUUACGCAGGAGGCCAUAUGGGCUGUGAUAGUUUGAUGAUAACCCCAAAAGAAUCCUCUCCUCACAUGCAUUUAAAAAAGAAAGAAAAAAAAAAAAAAAGGGCAUGAUCCCAUUUUCAAGAGGCCACAGCAUAGAUUCUUUUUUGAGCUAGAUUUCUGAAGAGCAUGAUUAGAAAACAGCUUUUAUUUUUAAUUUAUUAUCAUGAAAUAGCUGCAAUCAAAUUCAGUUAUGUAAUUUUUCUUUAUAAAACUUUGCUAAAAAUCUGUGAUGAAAGAGCAGCAACCAAUAGAGAUUUUAAUUGCAUAUAGCACUGAGAUUUCCAAAUUGCAACAUAAAAUGGUGGAGCUCUGAAGCUGCAUCCUCUUACUUCAUCCAAGUAAUGCUACAACUACAGCUUACGCUGAGAUGAGAAUGUGAAAUUAAGUGACAUUCACUCUACCAUAGCAUUCUUUAUUAUGCCAAAGGAGUAGAUUAAAUGGGAAGUAGUUUUUUAAAUUUUGUUCACUAGCUAGCAUUAGUUCUCCUAAAUGUUUAUAAUGGUCUUCAGAAAAGGGUGCAUUUUGGUUUAAGUUCGAUUUGAGUGGCUGGAAGGAAACAAUGGACUGCUUUUAAAGCAUGGACAAUGUCGCCUCUAUGGAGGACAAAUUUAUGAGAAUGACUAUAGAAUGGAACUUUGUGCUAUAAAAAAUGAGAAAUGCUAUGAGAUUGCAAUAUUAAAAGCUCAAGGAAUAGUUUGAAUAGAGCAACUGGAAAGCAAGUAGCUGGUCUCUUGGUUUUUCUGUCAUUCUGUACUGUUCAAUCUUUCUCAGAAUAUGGUUAUUUCAUAAAUUCUGUAAUCAAUAAAGCAAUGCUCUCACAAUGCCAGCAUGA